ACCACCACCUAGGACUGAUCCACCUCCACCAACAAGACGUACCCCACCCCAGCCUACGAGACCCACUCCCCCUCCACCUCCCACACGCUACCCUCCUUCAGAAACCACCACCCCGGGAGGACCACCAUCGUACGAUUACGACGGAGGAACAACCACCACCACAGUGUGACCCUAAUCCAACGCCCUGCGUCUGUCCUUCUCCCUCUCCAUCGCCUCCACCACCGCAGUCGACUCCACCAUAUCUGCCACCAGGAACUCCAGCUACAGUACCGCCCACUCGAAACACCCCUCCAACCCCUCCAGGCACGCCGGCUACACAACCAACGCCCACUCGAUACACUCCCUCACCGCCAACCAAUCCUCCACCUACCACCACUCGAUAUGUUCCUCCUACUAAUCCGCCAACGCCAACACCAACUCGUUAUAGUCCUCCUGGAACAGUUCCACCCACCGGAUAUUUUUCUUCGCCCAGCACUCCACCCACUAGGUCCGUGCCUGUGACAACACAACCCGGUCAGUACACUUCGUCAGCUCCAGGCGGUUAUGUGGCUACCAACGCGGAGAUGCAGGAGGCGAUUACAAGCUGUUCAUCUACGUGUUCCUCCUUGGCUUCCUCUGGGGGAGAUCAGGUCAGCACAGAUACACUACGGAAAAUGUCAACUGCUUUGGAUGCAUGCCAAAGCCUCAGCUAUGACCAACCAACGCUGACGACACCACACGCCGGCUAUCAGUAG
Molecule: messenger RNA, 734 nt
Organism: Ostertagia ostertagi
Lineage: Eukaryota; Metazoa; Nematoda; Chromadorea; Rhabditida; Trichostrongylidae
Source: the annotation of a GenBank genome assembly